This is a messenger RNA of Momordica charantia (bitter melon), 1865 nucleotides long. Lineage: Eukaryota; Viridiplantae; Streptophyta; Magnoliopsida; Cucurbitales; Cucurbitaceae. The record is from RefSeq and is a predicted model, not a curated record.
UUCUGAGAUAUGCUCUCGAGACAAACACCAAAUACUCAAACCCCAAAUCCAAAUCCGACUCCAAAUCCUCUCUCUCUCUACAAUCUCUCUCUAAAUUUCUCUCUCUCUCUCUACAAUCUCUCUCUUCAUUUUGGCUUUCUGGGCAGGAUUUUUUCCAAGUUUUUUCUGAGUUUUCCAUCUGAGUUUUAUCGGAUUACAACAAAAAACCUCCUCUUUCCUUCCCCCAUGGAAGCUUUCUCAAUAAAAAUCAAAUCUUGAACCUCCCCCAUUAGAGAUCCAAAACACCCACCUUUUUUUUUUGGCUUCUCCAAUUCAAUAUCCAACUUUUUUUCUCUCUUUCUUUCUUUAAUUUUCUUUUCACUUUCUUCAUCAUCAAGCUGCAAGAAUUAAGCAGAAGGAAAAAAAAAAAAAGCUGCUAUAAGUUUUGCUAAAGUAAUAACAACAACAACAAGAAGAAGAAAAAAAAGAUGCCCUUAGAAGGGAUUUUUAUUGAACCCUCUUCAACCCCACUUCCUGAUCUCUCUCUUCAAAUCAGCCCUCCAAAUGCUUCUUCUUCUUCUUCAAAUUCUUCAAAUUCCAAUUCCUCUUCUUCAAUUCGUAAUUUCGAUUUUUUUAUCCAAAAAAAUUCCCAAAUUUUUAAUUCUUCCUCCGCCCCUCAGCCAGCCCACACUGAGCUCUCCCUCGGCCGGAAUAAUCUCCUCGCCGCUGCAGCUCCGCCCCCGAAUCUUCGCGGGGUUUCGGCCUUUGAUGCAGCAUCCGACGGCUUGCGGCCCAUCAAAGGGAUUCCGGUGUAUCACAACCGUCCAUUUCCAUUUUUGGCCUUGGAUCAUCACCAGAAGAUUUUAGAUCACCACCACCACCAUCAUCACCAUCAUUCGUCUCCAUGCUUCUAUCCAAUGGCGGCUGCAAGUAAUUCUUACCAUCCCAAUUUGGAAGCCAUGGCAGUGCUGAACUCGAGCUCUAACAAUGGGAGCCUUCCUAAUUUGUAUAGAUCAGCCCCCUCCACAAGGUUCAACAAUGGCGUUGGAGGAGCUAAUUCUGAUGGGAUGAUGAUGAGAUCCAGAUUCCUGCAGAAGAUUCCAGCGAAGCGGAGCAUGAGGGCGCCAAGAAUGCGGUGGACGAGCUCGCUGCACGCCCGGUUUGUGCACGCCGUCGAACACCUCGGCGGCCAUGAAAGAGCAACACCAAAGUCAGUUCUUGAGCUGAUGGAUGUUAAGGAUCUAACACUGGCUCAUGUCAAGAGCCAUUUACAGAUGUAUCGGACUGUUAAGACCACUGACAAGCCUGCAGCUUCCUCAGGUCAAUCGGAUGGUUCGGGAGAGGACGAUGUAUCUCCUACGAUGGGGGCGGGCGGAGGAGAGCAUGGCGCUAGGCAGUUUUCCGAUCAAAGAGCUCCGGCGGAUCCGGGCGGCCAGGCGUCCCCGGAUUUGGAAUUUGGUUCCUCCACUCUUUGGUCUAAUUCUUCAAGAGAUGUGUGGCCACAAACAAACUCCAAUGAAAUGGAUGUCAUUAGACCAACUUCUUCAACCCAAAUGCAGCAAAAAUCCAUGCACCAAAUUGAGGAAUGUGAUUCAGGUGCAAUGAAGAGAUACAGUUCAGAAUGCAAAAAACCAAGCUUGGAAUUGGAGUUCAGGUUAGGCAGAGCAGAGUGGGAUGUCAAAGAACGCCAUUGAUAUUUAAAUUUGGUCCCUCUCCUAUCAAAGCUCUUUUUUUUUCCUUCUUUUUUUCUUUUUUUCUUUAUCUUUUGCAUUUGUAGACUGAGUUAUUGCUAAUCUUGGCAAGUGGAUUAUAGAGAGAUAAAAUGAAGAGGUUUUUUGUGUGGGGAAGAAGAAGAAAGAAGAAAAUAUAUAGUCAUUAGUUUAAUC